AUGUCUACCUUCAAGAGAGUCGACGUCCCUGAGCUGGGCUUUUGGGAAAAGGUCGAUCUGCCUUUCUCCAAGUUCUCCAUCAUCGCUAGUGCGCUCUAUGCGACUCUCAUAGGCCCGUUCCGCGGUAAAAGCUACCCAAAGAAGUUCAAGCACCACUUGAUAAGCUUAAUCAUACGCAAUGAUCCGUUCUCCACUCGUCAAAGACAAUACUCAGAGUUGUCGACUCCAGAAGCCUACGAAUCAACCAUGAAGGAAAGAGGUCUUAUCCCGGAACAAGUACCUCUGCCUCAUGACGCAGACGGCUACUGGAUCGGCAAUAAAACCGCAAAGAAUGUACUAGUCUAUUAUCACGGCGGCGGCUUCGCCAUGGCCGCCCGCCCCUCUCACUUUUCAUUCUGGAUCGAUCUCAUCAAGAUCCUGAACGAAAACGGCCAUGAUAUCGCAGUCUUCUUCCUACGCUAUACACUAACACCUCACAAAACAUAUCCGACCCAACUCCGCCAAGCAGUCGGCGCCCUCCGCUAUAUCCUCAACGAAACAGGUCGAUCCCCGGCAGACGUCAUCCUAGGCGGCGACUCCGCAGGCGCAAACCUAGCCAUGGCAACACUGCUACACAUCUCACACCCACACCCAGAAAUCGAGCCGCUCAAGCUCUCGGCACCUUUGGCGGGUGUCUUCGGGUUCGCGCCUUGGGUCAAUUUUAGUUCGGAGUGGCCUUCCAUGACCGAGAAUGCGUAUAAAGACAUAUGUACCGUGCCCGGCUUGAAGAAGUGGUCGGACAUGUAUCUGGAUGGGAAGGAGGGAGAUUAUUGGAGCGAGCCUAGUAAGGCGCCUGUGGAGUGGUGGGCUGAUUCGAUGACGGAGAGGAUUUUAAUUUUGGCUGGUGGGGAUGAGAUAUUGCUUUCGCCUAUUGAGGCUUUUGCGAAAAAUAUCAAGUCUGUCUUCCCCAAUACGACUUUUGUUGUUGGAAGUGAUGAGUCCCAUGAUAUGCAUCUCUAUGUUGAUGCUGGGGUUAAGGAGGGGACGCAGACUGGAAAUGAGCUGCGACGAUGGAUUGCUGCUCGCCUUUGA
Molecule: messenger RNA, 1071 nt
Organism: Penicillium longicatenatum
Lineage: Eukaryota; Fungi; Ascomycota; Eurotiomycetes; Eurotiales; Aspergillaceae
Product: putative 6-hexanolactone hydrolase
Exons: 4
Coding region: 1-1071 (356 amino acids)
Molecular function (GO): hydrolase activity
Source: RefSeq, a predicted model, not a curated record